GGAAGCUCACAGAACUGGUCUGAAAGAAACUUCUAGAGACAGGGUGGAAAAGGUCAGCUUCCGGCAUCGGACAGACUUGGGUUCGAAUUCAGCUCUGCUUCUGACCAAUUGAUUCUGAACCCUUCAUCUCCCUAUGCCUCAGUGGUUCCUUUUGCGAAACGGGGACCCCGGCGGGAAACGAAAGACAGAACGAGUCCAGCGGAUGCUCUGACUGAACUGAGGGGCUCCUCCGCGCGCCCACCCCGCCCCGGGCGCCCCUUCCUCAGCCCCGGAGCGGGGCCUCACCUCCCCAGUCCCUCCGCCGCAGGCUCCUCCUCCAUUGACAUCAGAGCCGCAGGCGGGAGGAGGGAGCCAGCGGAGCCCGAACCGAGCCCCAGUGAGAGAGCGGGCUGGCGGGCCAGGAGCGCAGCAGCGGCGGACGGCGGCCGGAGCUCGGCCCCAGCCAAGUCGGGCCUCCCAGCCAGCCCCGCGGCGGGGCAGCCGCAGGAGCCCUGGCUGUGGCCGGAGGGCAGUGGGCCAUGCCGGGGGCAGUGGAAGGCCCCAGCUGGAAGCAGGCGGAGGACAUUAGAGACAUUUACGACUUCCGAGAUGUUCUGGGAACAGGAGCCUUCUCUGAGGUCAUCCUGGCAGAAGAUAAGAGGACUCAGAAGCUGGUAGCCAUCAAAUGUAUCGCCAAGAAGGCUCUGGAGGGCAAGGAGGGCAGCAUGGAGAACGAGAUCGCUGUCCUACACAAGAUCAAGCACCCCAACAUUGUAGCCCUGGAUGACAUCUACGAGAGUGGGGGACACCUCUAUCUCAUCAUGCAGCUGGUGUCAGGCGGUGAGCUGUUUGACCGAAUUGUGGAAAAAGGCUUCUACACGGAACGGGAUGCCAGCCGCCUCAUCUUCCAGGUGCUGGAUGCUGUCAAGUACCUACACGACCUGGGCAUCGUACACCGAGACCUCAAGCCAGAGAAUCUGCUGUACUACAGCCUGGAUGAAGACUCUAAGAUCAUGAUCUCCGACUUUGGCCUCUCCAAGAUGGAAGACCCCAGCAGUGUGCUCUCCACGGCCUGUGGGACCCCAGGAUACGUGGCCCCUGAGGUGCUGGCCCAGAAGCCCUACAGCAAGGCCGUGGAUUGCUGGUCCAUCGGGGUCAUCGCCUAUAUCCUGCUCUGUGGUUAUCCUCCCUUCUAUGACGAGAAUGAUGCCAAACUCUUUGAACAGAUUUUGAAGGCCGAGUACGAGUUUGACUCUCCUUACUGGGACGACAUCUCUGACUCUGCCAAAGACUUCAUCCAGCACUUGAUGGAGAAGGAUCCAGAGAAGAGGUUCACCUGUGAGCAGGCCUUGCAGCACCCCUGGAUUGCAGGAGAUACUGCCCUAGAUAAGAAUAUUCACCAGUCCGUGAGCGAGCAGAUCAAGAAGAACUUUGCCAAAAGCAAGUGGAAGCAAGCCUUCAAUGCCACAGCCGUGGUGCGGCACAUGAGGAAGCUACAGCUGGGCACCAGCCAGGAGGGGCAGGGACAGACAGCGAGUCGUGGGGAGCUCCUGGCACCAGCAGCCGGGGGGCCGGUGGCUGGCUGCUGCUGUCGUGACUGCUGUGUGGAGCCCAGCCCAGAACUGUCCCCCUCUCUGCACCCCCAGCUCUAGGGGCCUGGAUCCAGGGUCAGGAUCUGCUAUGCAGGAAGGGUUGGGGAUGGCCUACUCUCCCUCCCUCCCUGAACUGGGGAGGUACCCUGCCCCACCCCCUCCACACCCCUUUCCGUAUCACCCCUCCACUGCAUUUUCCAUACAAAUAUUUCUAUUUUAUUGUUCCUUCUUACAAUAAAGAUAAGAGAUUAAAACCA
This is a messenger RNA of Capra hircus (goat), 1828 nucleotides long. It is a transcript of the gene CAMK1, whose product is annotated as calcium/calmodulin dependent protein kinase I. Gene Ontology annotation, biological process: peptidyl-serine phosphorylation. Gene Ontology annotation, molecular function: ATP binding; calmodulin binding; calcium/calmodulin-dependent protein kinase activity. The transcript is spliced from 12 exons. The record is from RefSeq and is a predicted model, not a curated record. Bases 519 to 1631 code for a protein of 370 amino acids. NCBI's taxonomy places the organism in Eukaryota, Metazoa, Chordata, Mammalia, Artiodactyla, Bovidae. Gene Ontology annotation, cellular component: intracellular anatomical structure.